UGGUUUGACCCUCCACGUGUUGACUGUUUACACAGGCAGACUCUCUGAUAACAAGGACCUAUAAGUCGGAUGAGAGGAGAAGUCCCUCUGCAGACCCCUGAUCCUCAGACAGUUAAAAAUGCAUCUAAAAGUUGUGAUCUUCGCCUUGUCAUUCUUGACAGCAUCAGCAUACCCACUCACACCAGAGGAGGCAACUCGGAAAGCCAACCAGGCUCAUGACAAGACCGAACCUAUUAAGGAUGACGAUAACAUCUACAAGACCAACAUCGACAGCAGUGACCUUUACGGCCGAGAUGACCUCACCAAGAACCCCGUGGCAGAAGAGAUGCAACGCAAACUCAACAUGGAGUCGGAGCGCCUGCGCAUCCGUCUGCGCCAGGAGCUGGCCGAGCUACGAGAGAGGUUGUCCCCAUCUCCGGCCCACCCCAGCUCCGCUCUAGCCAGCAUGAGGGAGCGUUUGGCUCCUCUCACCCAGCAGCUCCAGAGCUCCCUCAGCAGCAACACCAAAGAUUUGUGCGGCCAGCUGAGCCUCUAUCUGCAGGGCCUGGAGACGGCAGAGGAGCAGGCAGAGGCCAAUCCGGCUCUGUACCAGGAAGCCUUCCAGUGGGUGAGCCAAACAAUGGAGCACAGCAGCGCCAAGGUGGCCGCCGUCAUUGACGACUUCCACGCUAAAACCGUCGAGAUGAUCGACCGUCUGAAAGAGAUCAGCGGCGGUGAGCAAGAGGCGGCCGAGUCAGAGCAAUGGCUGGAAAUCAGUUCCAGGUUGGGACAGGAAGUGGGUUUGCUGAGAAUGGAGGCGCAAGAGAGGACAGGGGCUCUUAAAUCUGAGCUUGCCGCUCUGCUGGGAACGUCACGCCUUUGUAAGGCGGACGUCACAGACAGCAUGGAGCGGUUUUGCGAAAAUGCGGCCCUGCAGAGCCAAGUUUUCGACGUCCGAAUGGAGAGGCUGUUUCAGGGGCUUGAGGAGGAGUCUGAGGUCCAGGGAGCCUACGGUCUGUCUCCUGUUUCUUCUUCCUCCUUGCAGGGGGAUUUCACAGUCAAACUCUCUGCUCUCAUCCAGGACAUUAUGCACUCAGUGCAGUGAGACAACUGUACAAUCUUCGCACAAAGCUAACAAUAAAAAAGUGAAUAAUUCCAUUCA
Messenger RNA from Gasterosteus aculeatus aculeatus (three-spined stickleback), 1141 nucleotides. RefSeq lists its product as uncharacterized. Lineage: Eukaryota; Metazoa; Chordata; Actinopteri; Perciformes; Gasterosteidae. The record is from RefSeq and is a predicted model, not a curated record.